UUUUUUUUUUAAUGCUUUUGCCAGAACAACAAGAGAAACUAAGCGAGCUUCGUGCUUCAUUAAGUCAAUCCAUUAAAAGAGAGUUCCCUGAAAAUCAAUUAAUUCAAUUUUUGGAAGCCAAUGUUUGGAAUGUUAAUGAUGCCAAACAACAAUUAAUAGAUACCGUAGAAUGGCGUGAAAAGGUCGAUGCGGACCAUUUGCCUGUCGCUACCAAAUACAAUGGUUUACCUUCACUCGUGGCCUGUAGAGGCUAUAAAUAUGUGCAAGAUGUAAACUUUGUGGUUCAUCCCAUCAUGUCUGAAACUGUCAUUCGUAUAGCAAACUGUGUAGGUGGCGACUGUUUCCAUAAAUUCGACAAGGAAGGUCAUCCCAUCCUGAUUGACCGAACCGGUUACCAUAACGCUAAAGAUAUGGGAAAUAAUGUUUCCACCCUCGAAAUCACCAAUUUUCAAAUAGCCACCAAUGAAUUUUUAAACAGAGUCAUCAUGCCAGAAGGCUGUGAAUUGGCUGGGAAAUCCAUACAUAGCGAAACUGCCAUUUUUGACUGCACCAACAUGAGCCUCUGGCAGUUCCACAUGAACGCAUUAUACCAUUUGAAGGCCAUUGCUGAGAUCGUUCAACAUUAUUACCCCGAAACCCUUCAUCGUCUCUUUAUCGUUAACGCACCCUCUGCUUUUGUCGUCAUGUUCAAAGUCAUCAAGCCAUGGCUCAACCCACGCACGCUGGACAAGAUCCAUGUGCUUGGUAAAGGAUAUGAAUCUGUGCUACUAAAAUACAUUGAUGCAGAGAGUUUACCGGCUUUUUUGGGCGGAACAUGUACGUGUUCCCAUAUGCCGGGUGGCUGUGUACCUUUGAUUGCACAAAAAUCAAAGGAUCGCUUUGUGGCCACGGAACAAAAUGAAAGGGUUCCCACUGUAUAUAAUUCAACCACCAUGAAGGCCGCAUUGAACGAUACCUUAUUAUGCGGUGCCUUACCCAACACACCAUAGAACAAAAAAAAAACAAAAUUGACGUGCAUAACUAUGACGUUAUGCUGUCCUACGUCGCACAUUCAUAUAUAUAGUGCGGUGAAUUAUCUUUUUUUUUAUUUAUUAAACAGUUUUACUUCCAAUGGGAUAGCAAAUAGGUGAAUACCC
Messenger RNA from Mucor mucedo, 1136 nucleotides. RefSeq names its product CRAL-TRIO domain-containing protein. The coding region runs from base 12 to 989 and encodes 325 amino acids. The transcript is spliced from 6 exons. The record is from RefSeq and is a predicted model, not a curated record. Lineage: Eukaryota; Fungi; Mucoromycota; Mucoromycetes; Mucorales; Mucoraceae.